UUGGAAGUGGCCGCUGGCAGUGCGGGUGGGAUCAACCAACCUCUUCAUUCACGCCGACGCGCAAACCCUCGCCCAUGCCGUCACCAAGGCAAUCGCCUUUGUCCCUUUGGGCGUCUGCAACGACACUGCUGCGAGCAUUCUCUUCCCAGGUAUCUACCCCAGCCCACUCGCCCACGCCGUCACCAAGGCCAUCGCCUUCGUCCCUCUAGGCAUAUGCAACGACACGGCCACAAACAUUCUCUUCGCAGCAGGAUCUCAUGAUGGUCACACGCUCGCCCAUGCCGUGCCUCUGGGCGUCUGCAACGACACCGCUGCCAGCAUUCUCUUCCCUCCUCUCGCUGCCAGCAUUCUCUUCCCUCCUCUCUCUGCCAGCAUUCUCUUCCCUCCUCUCUCUGCCACCAUUCUCUUCCCUCCUCUCGCUGCCACCAUUCUCUUCCCUCCUCUCGCUGCCACCAUUCUCUUCCCUCCUCUCUCUGCCACCAUUCUCUUCCCUCCUCUCGCUGCCACCAUUCUCUUCCCUCCUCUCUCUGCCACCAUUCUCUUCCCUCCUCUCUCUGCCACCAUUCUCUUCCCUCCUCUUUCUGCCACCAUUCUCUUCCCUCCUCUCUCUGCCACCAUUCUCUUCCCUCCUCUCUCUGCCACCAUUCUCUUCCCUCCUCUCUCUGCCACCAUUCUCUUCCCUCCUCUCUCUGCCACCAUUCUCUUCCCUCCUCUCUCUGCCACCAUUCUCUUCCCUCCUCUCUCUGCCACCAUUCUCUUCCCUCCUCUCUCUCCCACCAUUCUCUUCCCUCCUCUCUCUGCCACCAUUCUCUUCCCUCCUCUCUCUGCCACCAUUCUCUUCCCUCCUCUCUCUGCCACCAUUCUCUUCCCUCCUCUCUCUGCCACCAUUCUCUUCCCUCCUCUCUCUCCCACCAUUCUCUUCCCUCCUCUCUCUGCCACCAUUCUCUUCCCUCCUCUCUCUGCCACCAUUCUCUUCCCUCCUCUCUCUGCCACCAUUCUCUUCCCUCCUCUCUCUGCCACCAUUCUCUUCCCUCCUCUCUCUGCCACCAUUCUCUUCCCUCCUCUCUCUGCCACCAUUCUCUUCCCUCCUCUCUCUGCCACCAUUCUCUUCCCUCCUCUCGCUGCCACCAUUCUCUUCCCUCCUCUCUCUGCCACCAUUCUCUUCCCUCCUCUCUCUGCCACCAUUCUCUUCCCUCCUCUCGCUGCCACCAUUCUCUUCCCUCCUCUCUCUGCCACCAUUCUCUUCCCUCCUCUCUCUGCCACCAUUCUCUUCCCUCCUCUCUCUGCCACCAUUCUCUUCCCUCCUCUCUCUGCCACCAUUCUCUUCCCUCCUCUCUCUGCCACCAUUCUCUUCCCUCCUCUCUCUGCCACCAUUCUCUUCCCUCCUCUCUCUGCCACCAUUCUCUUCCCUCCUCUCUCUGCCACCAUUCUCUUCCCUCCUCUCUCUGCCACCAUUCUCUUCCCUCCUCUCUCUGCAAUCACCGAUACAGAGACAGGGUGCCUACAGCCCUACUGGCUGCUAAUGCUGCAGCUCUCCACAUUCCUCCUCGUCGCCUCCCUCACCUUUUUCGUGCAUGACCACGUGCCGUCCAUCCGCACUGCUGCAAGGCCCCUGGAGCCCUCACUCUUCACAGACGAGGCAGAGGAGCACGCACAUCCACACCACUGCCCAGCAUACACGGCUGCUGCUGGUGUUCCUGAUUCACAGACGAGGCAGGGGAACACGCACACCACUGCCCGGCAUGCAUGGCUGCUGCUGGGGGUGCCCCUUGUGAUGCUCCUGGGGCAAACAACUCGUCCGCAGCACCCUGCUCCUGCCACCAGCACCAACAUCACCAGCGCCACUGCUACGCCUUCACCAGUCACACCCAGCAUCACCAGCACCACCACACCUGCCCCCGCUACAGCCACACCCGCCGCUGCCGCUGCCACAGUCAUAGUGGUGCAACCACCAGCUACCUCCCACUCCAAGAAUCCCUCGUCCCCUCCCCUUCCCCUCUCUCCUACCAAAAAUCCCGCAUCCCCUCAUACCACUCUGCAUCCCUCACAAACCUCCCCCACCUCUCCCAACAUCAACCUACCUGGCAGCAGCAGCCCACCCACCCACCCUCCCAGCGCCCACAGCUCUCCACCCAGCCUUCCCCCCAGCAGCAGCGCCACUCCGCUUCAAAACACCUCAUUCGCCGGCCACACCCCUCCUCCUAGCUGCUUUGCUGCCGAUAGCACCCCGCUUCUCCUCCGGGGAGUCUUCACCCCACCGCACGACACUCCUCCCCACUCCUUCACCCCUUCUUGCAGCAGCACCCCGCCGGUUGAAAACACCUCAUUCGCUGGUCACACUCCCCCUCCCAGCCACUUUGGUGCUGGUCACACCCCCCCUCCCCCGCAUGGGUUGGGCACAAAUGCCUGCAGCACCCCUCCUCUCCUCAGGGGUGUGAGCAGCCCAUCUCAGGAAACUCCUCCGCAUGCUUUUGCCGGCCACACACCCCCUCCUCAUCGCUUGAGCACUGCUUGCAGCACUCCGCUUCUUCUCAAAGGCCUUCAGAGCCCCCCCUCUGCUACGGAUAGUCCUCCAUUCAGUGUUGCUGCUUGCCAUGCUUCCUCCCCGCCUGCUCCUGCUUUUGAGUCGACUCAAAAGCAGACUCCGCGUCUUCUCAAGGGAAUAAUGACCAAUGCUGCUGGUGCUGAUGGUGCUGCUGAUGGUGCUGCUGAUGGGGAUGAGGAUGAGGAGGAGAAUGGAGAUGGAGGAGAGACGAUGGGCGAGGGGAAGGCGGGUGAUUCAGGUGGUGCUUCAGGUGCUUCUUCAGGUGUUUUGGAAGAGGAAGCCAAGUAUAGAGUGAGAACCUAUCUAGGCAAGAAUCCAGAGGAGAUGCUCAUGGGGUUGAUUCAGGUAGUGGAGAGGUCAAUAUCGAGGAUAGAAGAGAAUGGGGCGCGCGUGCUUGGAGGCUCAUACCUCCCCCCAUGA
Molecule: messenger RNA, 2965 nt
Organism: Closterium sp. Naga37s-1
Lineage: Eukaryota; Viridiplantae; Streptophyta; Zygnematophyceae; Desmidiales; Closteriaceae
Source: the annotation of a GenBank genome assembly